CUACUUUUGGAGAUUUUCAUGUGGCCCAAAUGCAUGAAAUUUCAGGGAAAUGUGAAUUGAAAGUGGUCCCCAGAGAAAGAGGAGUAAGAGGAAUAUUUCAUCGUCCUAAGAGAAUGUUCUCAUUUGAAUACUGUGCUUGUCCUGGGUUUCUAUAGUUUUUGGUUUCUUUGGGGUGUGAGGAUGGUAACCUAAACACCACAGAGAUGCAUACAUGCCCAACUUCUAAAUAAAACUGGGAACUGCCUACUCAAAGCCUUGUUUCCUCCUGGGACUGAAGUUACUCCCUUCCAGUUUCCGAAGUCGAUUUUUUUUUUCUCAUUUAAAAAGAGCCCUUUCGAUCUGUGAGAAAACUGGAACGGAAAUUUGUCAAUGCUUGCCGUGGUUGUUAUGGAUGCAAUGAAAAAGCCUUUGGAGACGCAGAUAAGACUUUGAGAUAUUACUUGAAAAUACUCCCUUUAGAUGGCCAUCUGUCUUGAAAGAAAGGAUUAGGAUUUUCUUCCUGUUUUGGAUAAACUAAACACUCAGGAAGGACGCUGGGUGGCGCUGCAGCAUUAUAAGUAGAACGAAGAGAGCUACCAGCUGGCGCUCCUUGAGCCAAAUGCUCCGCUGAGGAAACAAGCAGGAAGGGGAGGCAUUCUAAGGUGGUUGCUCCGGGAAAUCAGGGCCCUAGGCGUCUCCAUUUCUCCCACCAUCUAGGAGAUACUGGGAGAUAAGAGCGACAACUCGAGCCGAAGCUGGGUCAAGUUUGCUGGGAGACCGGAAGGCGAUGGAGGCCGGAGAGGGAAAAGAACGCUUUCUAAAACAAAGGCAAGUCUUGAUAUUCUUUGUUUUGCUGGGCAUAGCUCAGGUUGCUUCCAAGCCUAAGCAGUACUCAGUGGCUGAGGAAAUGGAGAGUGGCUCCUUUGUGGCCAAUUUGUUAAAAGACCUGGGGCUGGAGGUAAAUGACCUAGCUGCGCGUGGGGCUCGGGUCGUUUCCAAAGGGAAAAAAACGCGUUUGCAGUUUGAUAGGCAGACAGGGAAUUUGUUGUUAAACGAGAAACUGGACCGGGAGGAGCUGUGCGGCCUUGCCGAGCCCUGUGUGCUACCUUUCCAGGUAUUAUUGGAAAAUCCCUUGCAGUUUUUUCAGGCCGAGCUAUGGAUAAGAGAUAUAAAUGAUCAUUCCCCGGUUUUCCUAGACAAAGAAAUACUUUUGAAAAUUUCAGAAAGUAUCACUCCCGGAACUACUUUCCUAAUAGAACGUGCCCAGGACUUAGAUGUGGGAAGCAACAGUCUCCAAAGUUACACGGUCAGUCCCAAUUCCCACUUCCAUCUUAAAUUACAAGACAGUUCCGACGGCAUAUUACCACAGCUGGUGCUGGACAAAGCGCUGGAUCGAGAGGAACAGGCUGAGAUCAGGUUAACUCUCACUGCGCUGGACGGCGGGACUCCACCCAGGUCUGGCACUGCCCUGGUCCGCAUUGAAGUUUUAGACAUCAAUGAUAACGCGCCCGAGUUUGCAAAGCUGCUCUAUGAGGUGCAAGUUCUGGAAAACAGUCCCAUUGGAUUCCAGGUUGCGGUAGUCUCUGCUAGAGAUUUGGACAUUGGAACCUAUGGAGAAAUAUCUUAUGUAUUUUCCCAAGCCUCUGAAGAUAUUCGCAAAACUUUUCAAAUAAAUGCAAAGUCAGGAGAACUCAUUUUAACACAGAGACUGGAUUUCGAAUCCAUUCAGAGUUAUACAUUAAAUAUUCAGGCGACAGAUGGUGGAGGCCUAUCUGGAAGUUGCAUGGUGUUUGUCCAAGUGAUGGAUUUGAAUGACAACCCUCCGGAACUGACUAUGUCAACACUUAUCGAUCACAUCCCAGAAAACUUGCAGGAGACCAUAAUUGCUGUACUCAGUGUUUCAGAUCCUGACUCGGGAGACAAUGGAAGAAUGGUUUGCUCCAUUGAAGAUGAUCUUCCUUUCUUCCUUAAACCUUCUGUUGAGAAUUUUUACACCCUACUGACAAACACACCUCUGGACCGAGAGACCAAAUCCGAGUACAACAUCACCAUCACCGUCACCGACUUGGGGACCCCCAGGCUGAAAACGCAGCACAACAUCACCGUGACGGUCUCCGACGUCAACGACAACGCCCCCGCCUUCAGCCAAACCACCUACACCCUGCGCGUCCGCGAGAACAACAGCCCCGCCCUGCACAUCGGCAGCGUGAGCGCCACGGACAGGGACUCGGGCGCCAACGCGCAGGUCACCUACUCGCUGCUGCCGCCCGCGGACCCGCAGCUGCCCCUGGCCUCCCUGGUGUCCAUCAACGCGGACAACGGGCAGCUGUUCGCGCUCAGGUCCCUGGAUUACGAGGCGCUGCGGGCGUUCGAGUUCGGCGUGCGCGCGGCCGACCGCGGCUCGCCCGCGCUCAGCAGCCAGGCGCGGGUGCGCGUGCUGGUGCUGGACGACAACGACAACGCGCCCUUCGUGCUGUACCCGCCGCAGAACGGCUCUGCGCCCUGCACCGAGCUGGUGCCCAGGGCGGCCGAGGCGGGCUACCUGGUGACCAAGGUGGUGGCGGUGGACGGCGACUCGGGCCAGAACGCCUGGCUGUCGUACCAGCUGCUCAAGGCCACGGAGCCCGGGCUGUUCGGCGUGUGGGCGCACAACGGCGAGGUGCGCACGGCCCGGCUGCUGAGCGAGCGCGACGCCGUCAAGCACAGGCUGGUGGUGCUGGUCAAGGACAAUGGCGAGCCGCCGCGCUCGGCCAGCGUCACGCUGCACGUGCUGCUGGUGGACGGCUUCUCGCAGCCCUACCUGCCGCUCCCGGAGGUGGCGGCGGCCGAGGCGCGGGCCGACCCGCUCACCGUCUACUUGGUCGUCGCCUUGGCGUCCGUGUCGUCGCUCUUCCUGUUCUCGGUGCUGGUGUUCGUGGCGGUGCGGCUGUGCAGGCGGAGCCGGGCGGCGUCUGCGGGUCGCUGCUCGGGGCCCGAGGGCCACUUUCCGGGCCACCUGGUGGACGUCAGCGGCGCGGGGACGCUGUCCCAGAGCUACCAGUACGAGGUGUGUCUGACGGGAGGAUCUGGGACCAACGAAUUUAAGUUCCUCAAGCCGAUUCUCCCCAAUUUCCUUGGUCUCGGUGAGGAGAGGGUUCAUGAAGCAAACCCCAGUUUCAGGAAUAGCUUUAAAUUCAGUUAAGUAUUAAUUACUAAGGGUCUACUGAACCUCGUCUCCGUUAAUUUGUGUAAAGUCUUUUUGUACUGCCUUGCCCACUUGGGUUCUUUUUAUUUGGUGUGUAGCUAUCCUAUUCCAAUUCAGUGCAUGUUACUGGUGUUUUUUUUUUUUUUUUUAAUUUUUUUUCAACGUUUAUUUAUUUUUGGGACAGAGAGAGACAGAGCAUGAACGGGGGAGGGGCAGAGAGAGAGGGAGACACAGAAUCGGAAACAGGCUCCAGGCUCUGAGCCAUCAGCCCAGAGCCCGACGCGGGGCUCGAACUCACGGACCGCGAGAUCGUGACCUGGCUGAAGUCGGACGCUUAACCGACUGCGCCACCCAGGCGCCCCGUUACUGGUGUUUCUAAAUGCCUUCGUUUGUGGUGUAAGGAAUGCAGAUUUCUUUUUCUUUUUGUUGAUUAGUCUCACUGUAACUUAAUUCAACUUAAAGUGUGAAAGUAAACUUUGUAUUUUCUGAAGUCUUUAAUUUUUAAGUUAGAGCAUCUUUUUCCAAAUUCACCUUCCACAGUUCCUAGGUUACUUUGCAGAACUUAAAAUUUAAAACGUUUUUUAAAUGUUUGCAAUCACUACAUAAGCUUAUUCUUUUUCCAGAAUAUUUGUGUUUUGUAUAUUCUCUUAAAGUAGUAUAACUUUAAUUCUCUUCACUCACAUUGGCUAAAACUUUUAACAUAUGUAUGUUCAUGAACACUAAAGCAAUGUCUCACAUUUUUCUAAAUAUGUAUUUCCUUAAAGUAUCCUUAAAUGGAAGUUAUGAUUCCUUUGAGAUUGUGACAACCUUGACUGUUGGAUUCUACAAACCAUUCAUAUUAAAAUGCUCAAUAAAUCAACCACUAAUAUUCUCAAAUGUAGUUAAAUAAGUAGCAUAUGUCCAGUCGUUUUCAAAGCCAUGUAAUUCUUAAUGCUUUCUAUUAAAAUUUUUUUCUUUAAACUUUUCACAUCAAUUCCCCCUUUAAAAUAUUAGGUUUAGCAAUUACAAACAUCUAUUAACUUUGAGCAAGUCCUUAAAAUCCAAAAGAUAUGAGGAAAUAAACAUGUCUUUGUCCUUCACCAAAUUUUAGAAACUUCAAAUGUAGUUUGGCAUUGCAUGUUCCAAAAAUUUUGGAUUGUUUAUAAUUUUUUGGGGAAUAAGCCUGUGAGGAAAAGAUUUAUCUUGGUCUGGCCAUUAUUUUGUUUUCUUCUUUUUUUUUUUUUUUUUUUUGCACCACUAUUUUUCCCUGUUCAGUUUUCUAGGGUUUUCAAAGCUCUUUUCUUUUUUUAAGUUUAUUUAUUUUGAGAGAGAGAGAGAGAAUGCAUGUGUGAUGGGGGGAGGGGCAGAAAGAGAGGAGAGAGAAUUCCAAGCAGGCUAUCAGAUAAAAGCCGGUUCUGGGGCUUGAACCCACUAACUGUGAGAUGACAACCUGAGCUGAAAUCAAGAGUUGGAAGCUUAACCAACUGAGCCACCCAGGUGCCCCAAAGCUUUUUUCUUUUUAUGUGCUUGAAUAUGUGUCUCACUAGCUGCCCUUUUAUUGCAUGACUAGUGUAGUAACUGGAAGAUUAUAGGUUCUUAACAAAAUUUUUAAAUGAUUGAAAGGAAAAAGUGUCUUUUCUUCACCUGUGAUAUUUUGAUAUUUAAAGACACUAAGAUACUCAUAGGACAAAAUUUUGCUGGCAUUAAAUGCUCUCUGAUGUUUAAGGAAUUACAUAUAUAAUUUUUGUUUACUAAUUGAACCGAUGAUCACUGUUGUUCAAACAAUAUGCAGUUUCAGUCCCCUGUCUCUCUCCUUCAACAUAUUUUUGCUUGUCCCUUUCUGCUUAAUUGGAGUCUUCUCUCCUGCCUUCUAACUUAAGGAAUACAUAUGGAGAAACUGUUUUUUUUAUUUUAUAAUUUAAAUUUCAGUGUAUAAUUCCCUAAUUCAUCCAACUUUAUUUAUUUGUUGUAGUUCAAUUUCUGAUCCAUACAUUAAAACACAUUUUUAAUUCUUAAUGUUCUUCAAUCUGUCUUUAAAUUAUUGUAUAUUAUGUUUAUUUGAAUGAGCUAUACUAUUAAAAUUAUAAUAUGAAUUUUAAAGGUGUCCUAUUGAGAUUAGCAAUGUAGAGCACUAUCUUACUUUCAAAAUUCUCUGAUUACCCAACUUGUUACCUGUAGAAUCUUGGACACGUCACAUAAUUUCUGUCCUGUCAAAAGGAUAACAGCUAUUUCUGUAACUUGAAAUCAUGACUAAGGUAAUACAAAGAUAUAGAAGUGCAAUCGCUGUUAUUUUUAGCGUUACUAAUAUUAAGAGUAAACCUAAUAGAGGAUCCUUCAUGUAGCAUUCCUAAUUAUUGUGAAGAUGCUAGAUUGAACACGUGAUAUUUGCAUUGUUUCAUUUCUCUGCUUAAAACCUUGCAAUAUCUUUGUUUUAUUCUUAGAAUAAAAUCCAUUAUUUGCCCUCA
This is a messenger RNA of Felis catus (domestic cat), 5607 nucleotides long. RefSeq names its product protocadherin beta 2 (gene PCDHB2). The record is from RefSeq and is a predicted model, not a curated record. The coding region runs from base 767 to 3160 and encodes 797 amino acids. Lineage: Eukaryota; Metazoa; Chordata; Mammalia; Carnivora; Felidae. The transcript has a single exon. Gene Ontology annotation, cellular component: plasma membrane. Gene Ontology annotation, molecular function: calcium ion binding. Gene Ontology annotation, biological process: homophilic cell-cell adhesion.